Penicillium olsonii is the source of this 1887-nucleotide messenger RNA. The record is from the annotation of a GenBank genome assembly. NCBI's taxonomy places the organism in Eukaryota, Fungi, Ascomycota, Eurotiomycetes, Eurotiales, Aspergillaceae.
AUGUCGGUCAUACGAGAGACAAUAUGCAGCGUCAAUACAGAGCUCGACCGGCUGCAGCAGCAUGUCACGACCCAGACCCUGAACACACCUCAGUCUCGUGAAUAUAUCGGCCAAUUAGAAGAGGUCAUCCAUGCAAUCUCCGUGACCUCCAAGACACAACCAUUUCUCGCCCCCCAUCGGCUGGCAGACUUGCUAUCCGAUCCGAUUUUCUCUACCCUGCAGGCGCAGUCCACGAUCCCGGGCCUCUCGGGCGAGGAAACCAGUGACUAUGUGUGGCUCGUCGCCGCAAAGGCGGCGGCGCAGAUCUCAGGCCUGAUGAUGAAUACGUUCCUAGACCAAACGCUCCAGUUGAAUGAUGAGACCUACUAUUGGACUGAAAUACUCGGAUCGGUCUGGUAUAGUGCACUAUAUGCUCUACAGAAAUCGCCAGGCCAAUUGUGUCGCUGGACCAGGGAGGCUUACCUGGCCCAGAUAGAUCAAGGGACACCUACCAUCGCCCAGCGGUGGACCCAAUUCUAUCAGAUUGCCAGUCAAAAUGCUUGGCAAGUGGGUGGUCACUCCGUGCGGUCUCAUUUGCUUGCCCCGCUUCGAUACGGCCGGGCAGAAAUCCGACAGAAACGGGAUCGUUUGUUGGCAAUGAAAGAGCUCCAUGCCAGUAGUCUGGGCCUUUUGAUGGAAGGAUGGCACUUAUUCGCCACGAAAAGUUCCAAUGGGACCAAGACCGAGCUUCCCGGAAAGAAAUGGCACGAUCAGACAGAACAAUCAGUAAGUUUAAUAGAAGCUAUCUUUCAACAGAUGGCUCUCGGAUCCACCACCCAGGAGCUUGAGCAAGGUGUAUUCACCGCCGUCAACAUGACCCCCAAGUCCAUGCAUCUGCAUCCAAACGCAGGCCGUGUCCAAACGCCGUUGGAUAUCAUUGAGCGACUGGUACACGUUCUCCGUCAGGAAUUGCCGAAUCAAACCCGCUCCGCGUCGCGAUUUAUCAAUCAUCAUGGCCGCCCCUCGCGCGUUGUUCGUUACUGGCUACCGGUAUCACUUGCGGUCCUGUCAACAAGUGCAUCCACAAAGUUCUUGUUCAACCGAAAAGAUGAAAUCAUCCAGGGGCUUGUCAACGUUGGUUCGACUACCCUCGAUUUCUGGGGAAAUUGGGUUGUGGAUCCGAUCAGAAAAUUAAUCGGUACGAUUCGACACGACGAGAAGAGCGAAAUUGCCAUCAUGAGCAAAAACAGCUUGCUCGCCGAUCGGGCCAGUCUGGAAAGAAUGGUAGUGGACUUUGUUCAAGAUCGUCCGGACCUUCACGAGGGAUUGGCCGAUACAACUGCGAUUGUGAAUUCAGUCAAGGAGGGGGACCUCACACCAGUAUUGAAGGCAUACGAGAGAGAUCUCCGGUCACCUCUUGUGGGGACCAUCAAGGGCGAUCUCAUCCGUGCCCUCUUAAUUCAGAUCCAAAAAACCAAAGUGGAUGUGGAGAUCGCCAUCAGUGGAAUUGAUGCCCUGCUGAAGAGCCAGGAGCUUGUGUUCGGAUUUGUUGGUCUGACUCCGGGAAUACUGGUUUCUUUGGCCACUAUCAGGUGGCUAGGUCACCUUUUCGGGAACAGACGAGGAUCCCAAACGAAUAAACAGCGCCAUGAGCUCAAACGUGGAUUGCGGAAUGUGGCCCGAAUUUUAACUUCUUCUGUAGUGUCACCCAGUGGCACUGUCCCUUACAAGGAUUCCGGGCAAUUGAUUUGCGAAGCAGAGGCUCUUCUCCAACAUGCCAAGGCAAUUUCCAAUGGCAUGCAGUAUCAAGAGUUCCGGGAAGACAUCCAAGAUCUUCUCAACGUCCAGCACGGUGUUGACAAGCAGCUCCGGGUGAUUGAAAGGAUGAGGUGGGCGUAUUUCCAAUAA